GAUUAUUUGAAGUAUCACACUACGAGAUGUUCUCCCUAGAUCAAUCAUCAUGUCUUUAUGAAGAACAAAAAAAUAAAAAACUGAAAAAGUAAAAAACAAAUUGAAAAAAGUUGUAGCUGAAAUUUACUUUUUUAGUUACGUAAGCUAUACGAAUGCCUGGCUUUAGCAUCUCACUAUCGAGGUAAUUGAUAAACGAGCAUCUACUGAAUUUGUGUUCUGGUGUCCUUGUGAACUGAGAAAAUAUUAACAUCUCUUUUCUGCAGCAAGUACAGCUCCUUUUUGCUUUUUUCCGACAAAAAUUCAGAUUAGGCGAAACCAAUUAAGUAUGAACACUCCAACUUUCAAAAAACCGACUUUAUGGUUUCGUGUAAUGAGAGGACUAGUCAUGAUCUAUUGCAUAUUAGGUCAGCUACUGACAUAAGCGAAAUGCAUGAUUUUGAAAACAGUCCUUUUUUUUUUGUGAAAAAGAGAUUAAAAAGCAAUCGUAAGUGUAUUCUCACCUCUCGACCGGAUUUAGAUCUGCCAGAUCUAGUUCUUUUUUCGACACAGUGAUGUGUUACUACAUCGGUGUUUCAGAAGCAAUUAAAGACAGAAUAAUUCUUCUUAGCAAAACCUGAUUCAAAAUUUUGGCUUUUUUACCGGCGUUUCGAAGAGGCAAAACUAAGCGUGGAAAGCGGAGCUUAUGUAUGCA
Molecule: messenger RNA, 691 nt
Organism: Pichia membranifaciens NRRL Y-2026
Lineage: Eukaryota; Fungi; Ascomycota; Pichiomycetes; Pichiales; Pichiaceae
Exons: 1
Coding region: 358-552 (64 amino acids)
Source: RefSeq, a predicted model, not a curated record